Messenger RNA from Paramormyrops kingsleyae, 1223 nucleotides. RefSeq names its product phenazine biosynthesis-like domain-containing protein. Gene Ontology annotation, cellular component: cytoplasm. The record is from RefSeq and is a predicted model, not a curated record. Gene Ontology annotation, molecular function: isomerase activity. Lineage: Eukaryota; Metazoa; Chordata; Actinopteri; Osteoglossiformes; Mormyridae. Gene Ontology annotation, biological process: biosynthetic process.
UUAGAACGUUUAACCAAACAACUGAUUAAACGGUGAAACUUUUCGUUGCGCACGCAGCAAAAAAAUCUAAGAACCCAUGGAAAUUCCAGUAUUCACUGUGGAUGCAUUCACCAACCAAGUUUUCAAAGGGAACCCCGCAGCAGUCUGUCUUUUACAAAAUGAAUUACAGGAUCAGGUGUACCAGAAAAUUGCAGCAGAGAUGAACCUUUCCGAGACUGCUUUUAUUUCCAGACUGAAUGUUACAGAUGACUUCGGCUCAGCGGCACGAUUUCGCCUGAGAUGGUUCACUCCAAAAAAUGAAAUCGUCUUGUGCGGGCAUGGCACCAUCGCCUCGGCGGCCGUGCUUUUUUACCACAAAAAAAACCAUAACGCAGUCCUGACUUUUGAGACGCUUAGUGGGGAAUUAUACGUCAAAAUGGACGGGGACGCCCUAGUGAUGGACUUUCCCCAAAACAAGCCGACCAUGCAGGACCCAAAUGAAGUAAAAGAUCUUAUUAAAGCUGCAGUUGGAGAACUGCCUGUGCAGGACGUGCAGUACUGCAGGGCCAUCAGCAAGCUGCUCAUACGCCUCAGUGACUCGUGUGACAGGGCAGCCUUGAUGUCCCUGCAGCCAGACCCUGCCAGCCUCCUGCAUGCAGGGUCCGACGGGAAGGUGAAGUCACUCAUAGUCACCCUAAAGGGUGACCCAGCUGCUCAGCCAGCCUAUGAUUUUUUCUCAAGGAAUUUUGCUCCCUGGCACGGAGUUCCUGAGGAUCCUGUAACUGGAUCAUCACACACUGUGCUAGCCAGCUACUGGGCAGCGGAAUUGGGAAAGCAAAAGAUGCUGGCCUACCAGUGCUCCAGUCGAGGAGGGGAGCUUCACCUACACAUAAAAGACAACAACAGAGUGGACAUCGCUGGUCGUGCGGUCACAGUCCUGAAGGGAGUACUCACACUCUGACAGCAUCCGGGACCUGUCUAAAGUGUCUAAACAUUUGAGUGGAAGCCAACAUUCCCGUCAUACAAACUCAAAACUGAUCUUGAGAUUUAGGCUAAAAGGAAACUAGCUAGAAGAUAUGCUAAUAAUUUAAUACUAAUUAAAAUAAUUUAUAGUAAAGAUACUCAGACAUUACUUGGAGAGAAUUUAUUUUUUAAAAAUCAUAGCAAAAAACGGAUUGAAAGCAGAUAGUCUGAAUGUAUAUUUCUUUGUUUCACAUUUUCAAAUAAAAGCCAGUGCAAAUCCA